UUCCACUGGGCCAAAAGCAGGAACACUCGUGACGCUCGAGAGGAUGCGCUCAACUCUGCGGGCACCGACGGUGAGGUCAAAUGUUCGGCUUGCGAACAGACCGUGCACGUGGUCCUCACGAACCGCCCCUCCGGCCUGUCCGACAAGUGCGCACAUAUCCUGUGCUCCGAGUGCCAGGAGGGUACAGGCGACAGCUGCCCGGUGUGCGAAGCGACGCUGCGACCCCUCAAACACCAACGUCCCCCGGAAAUCGGGAUCCCCCAGUCCCGUCUGCACCAAGGCGACCUGCGCUCCGAAGGCUGCUCGUCGAAAAUGGUCGCCCUGGCCGAGGACCUGCGGGGCGCCGCCGCCGCGGGCGACAAGAGCAUCGUCUUCUCGUGCUGGACGACGACGCUGGACCUGAUCGGCCAGCACCUGAAAGCGUGGGGGAUCACGUUCGAGCGCAUCGACGGCGAGCACUCGGUCGAGCACCGUCAGGACGUGCUCGCGCGGUUCGGGGCCGACCCGCUCGUCCCCGUGCUGAUCAUGACCACGGGCGUGGGCGCGUUCGGCCUGAGCAUCAUCGCCGCCAACCGCGUCUUCCUCGUCGAGCCGCAGUGGAACCCCAGCGUCGAGGCCCAGGCCAUCGGGCGCACCAUCCGCAUCGGCCAGCAAAAGGCCGUGCUGGUCACGCGCUACGUCGUCGAGAAUUCGGUCGAAGAAGACAUCCGACAGUUACGGCGUCGUAAGGAGGACAAGGCGAAGAUGAUCAGCGAAGACAGGGACCCGGCUGACACGAAGACAGCCUGUCGCAGGAAAUCGUUGGAGAAGUGUAUUUGCGGCCAAACAACUUGAUAUGACUGUUACGACACCUACGGAGAAUGCAAGCUCUCGGCAGCGCAAAGGUAGGGCUCGGAGGCGGAGCCGCAACUCGGUAGGAGGUUGGAAUUGAAGAGAAGCUACCAAGCCGUCAAGCUAGCUUUGGCCCCCAAAAAUGUGCAAUGCCAUCUCGAUGGGGGAAGUGGAAAGCGCGGAUGCCGGCAUGAGGGGCUAGCUGACCGGUGAAGAGGGCGGCCGCGAGCUGCGUGGGCAAUAUGACGCGAGAUCACCUAGCCGGAUGCGCCCGAGUAGCCACGAAUUCGAUGAUUCGCCCUCCUUACUCCCUAAGCAGGAAUAGACCGGCAGAUGAACACCCUUAAUGCGUUGUAAGUGGACCCUCAGCC
Cladophialophora immunda is the source of this 1202-nucleotide messenger RNA. RefSeq lists its product as uncharacterized. The transcript has a single exon. Lineage: Eukaryota; Fungi; Ascomycota; Eurotiomycetes; Chaetothyriales; Herpotrichiellaceae. The record is from RefSeq and is a predicted model, not a curated record. The annotation marks the transcript as partial.